AUGGCGAAGGAUAAGGGCUGGGUGGAGAAGGGGAAACGCAAGCAAGGACGAGAGUCGAAGAAACAACAUGCGCAGUCCACCCGACGUUUCAGAUUCAAGAGCUUCACGCGGCAGGUGGAGGAGGCGCAGGUGGAUGUUUUCCGCUCGCUCGCGCCCGCGCAGCAGCAGCCCUCCGCCGGCUGCUCCUCCUUCUUCCAGCAGGCGCUGCUGCACUGGCGGGUCAGUCCCCGCCCGCGCCCUCCCCUUGUUUCCCCCCCUCUCCGCCACGUCUUCUCCCCUCACACCCUCGCCUUUCUGGCUCCCAUUUCUCACUCGCCGCUCCCCAUGCCUCCCCGUGCGCCCCCAUUCCCUCCCAUGCCCCCCCAUUCCCUCCCAUGGCCCCCCAUUCCCUCCCAUGCCCCCCCAUUCCCUCCCAUGCCCCCCCAUUCCCUCCCGUGCCCCCCCAUUCCCUCCCAUGCCCCCCCAUUCCCCCCCAUGCCUCACAUGACCCCCCAUGCCCGCCAUAACGAGACUCCCCAUGAACUCCCAUAUCCCCCGACAAACCCCCAUGCCCUCCCAUACCUUCUAAUGCUUCCCCCCGUCGCCCAUCUCCCCUCAUGCCCCCCAUGCCCCCGUGCCCCCCCAUACCUUUCCCCCCCUCACCCCCCUCAGGAGCUGAGCGCAGCAGUGGAUUUCAACGAGGUGCACAGCGAGGUGGCGCCGCUGGUGGCGUCGCUGGCGCAGCUCGUCUUCCACCGCCACCGCAUCGUGCACGCGCUGCUAGCACGCCUCUCCAUGCGCGCCCUCCUCUCCCUCCCACCCCUCCUCAGGUGCCCAACCCUCUCCUCUCCCCCCUUCUCCUCGCCCCCUCCCCUUCGCUGCUUUCAUUUCACUCCUUGUGUAUGCACGUGCCACGGCCUCUCACGUGCCACGGCCUCUCAUGUGCCACGGCCUCUCACGUGCCACGGCCUCUCACGUGCCACGGCCUCUCAUGUGCCACUGCCUCUCACGUGCCACGGCCUCUCACGUGCCACGGCCUCUCACGUGCCACUGCCUCUCACGUGCCACGGCCUCUCACGUGCCACGGCCUCUCACGUGCCACGGCCUCUCACGUGCCACGGCCUCUCACGUGCCACUGCCUCUCACGUGCCACUGCCUCUCACGUGCCGCCCCUCACAUGCAGCCACUAGACCCCUUCUGGUGGUGUCGACGUGGCACCAACAUGUGGUGGAGUGUGUGGCGCAGAUGGGUAAGCACCUGCGCCACUACCUCACACCUGAUAUCGUCACCCUCCUCAAGAUGACCAAGGCACUGCGGUUCUACCCGGCGGACUAUGUGCGCGAGCUGGUGGCGCACAGCCUUGCCUUCGUGCUGCGCACUGCCCCGCCCAAACAGAUGGCCCGCGGCGUGCGGUGGGUGCUGGCAGAGGCGAGGGCGGUGGCGUGUGAGGAGAGGGAGAGCGGGGUGGCGCUGCUGCUGGCCAAUGCAGCCAAGGGCCCCGCGCACUCGCUGCACUCCAAGGCCGCGCCCCUGCUGCUGCGCCUGCUGCUGCUGCCCUCCUCUCUGCGCCCCCCCGCGCUGCUGCUGCUGCAGGGCCAGCGAGCAAACCCCCUUCCUCCCCAUUCCCCCCUCCUUCUGUGUCCCCCUCCUUCUGUGUCCCCCUCCUUCUGUGUCCCCCUCCUUCUGUGUCCCCCUCCUUCUGUGUCCCACUCCUUCUGUGUCCCCCUCCUUCUGUGUCCCCCUCCCCGUGUCACCCAUCCCCUGUCAUUCCCUCCAGCUGCUGGUGCUGCUGACGUGGCGCUGACAGUUGUCACACGUGUGAUACGCCUGCUUGCCGCCCACCUCACUCCCGCCACUGCCGGCCCUCUCCUCUCCCUGCUCCUCACAACCGCCUCACAAGCAGUGCAGGGGGGGCGGGAUGGGGGCAAGGGAGGCGCGGGUGGGGAGGAUGAGGGCAAAGGAGAGGAGCAAGGGGAUGGGGAAGAGGGCGAGGAGGGGGGCGAAGGGAAGGAGGGUGGUGUGAGUGGGGGCGGGGGGCGAUGGGAGGAGGCGCGGCGGAUAGCGGACGUGGUUCACUUGCUGAAUGCAGCGCUGCAGCACCGACGAGGCAUGCUGGUCACCCACCUCUCCCCCUUCGUCUCUCUCUCCCUCUCCCUCGCCUCCCACCCUCUCCUCCUCGCCUCCCUCCGUUCCUCCUCCCCCUCGCUCCCCCUCCCUGCCCCUCCUCGCUGCUCUCAGCAGCAGCAGGAAAAUGGGGAGGGGGAGACGGGGGAGGGCGUGGGGGGAGCAGCAGGCACAGCGGGGGAUGCAGGGGAGGGGGAGGAUGCAGGAAGGGAGGGGGAUAAGGUGCAGCACGAGGUGGUGAGGGAGGUGAUGCUGCUGCUGCUGGGGCAUGCUGUGGUUCCUGCGCCAGCUGGCACAGCUGCAACCCCACGUGCUGCGCCUCCUGCUGCCCCCCACCAUGCGGUAACCACACUCUACCUCACCCCCCACCCGCUCAUGCGCGAUUCGCACAUCCCUGUGUUGAUGCUUUUCGCCCGUGCAGUCACUUCCCCGCACCCAUCCGCCAUUGAUGCUUUUCGCACACUGCUGCAUGGCCGUGAUGAAGCCAUCGCCCAUGCCACCACACCACGACUUGCACCUCACUGCGCCCCCCCUCACCUCGCACAACCACUUCCGUGGCCCGUUCCACGCCAACUCUGCGCCCCCGCCCCUCUCCCCCCCUCCCUCCAAUUUCUACCCCCCCUCCCAUGCAGCGCAUUGAACCGCCUGGCUGCAUCUCACCCCGCCCCCGUUCUGCUCAUCUUCUUGGAGCUUGCCGAGAAGCUUCCUGACUGCCUUGCUGGCUCCACACUGCAGCAGGGCAGCACGUCCCUUGAAUCACAGAGUGAAAAGGGAGGCGAGGGGCAGGAAGAAGCAGAUGGAGAGCAGGCGGGGAAGGGGAGGGUGCGCAAGAGGAGGAAGCGGCAGCAAGGCGAGGAGGGAAGUGAAGGGUCGCUUGGGAGGGCAGUAGCUGCUGUCCCCCGCCCGCCCGUUGCUGCAUUUAUGGAUUCACACCAAAGCCGGCAGCAGCAGCAGGAAGCGAGCGAAGCAUGGGAGGGAGUGCUGGCAGCAGCACUGGAGACCCACUCAGUGCUGCUCUCAUCGCACUCUGCUGCCAACCUGCCUUGCCACCUGCCGCUCUACCUCUCUGCCGCCCGCCACCACUGCCGCUCGCUGCCUAUCCUCUCCGCCGUUGCUCUCUUCCUGCAAGCCUUCCCCAGGGCUCAAGUGGGUGACACGUCAGCAUCUCUGCCCGCCUUCCCACCUGAUCUGUCAGCCAACCACAUGCCUGCAAUGCUUGAGGCACUACAGGACAACUUCUGCCACCCAGCACGUGAAAUGCGGGUGUUUCACCAGGUGGAAGAACUGGAGUCAGCACCCUACGACCUGCAGAUGGGCCGGCACGCUGCCACAGCAUUGGCUGCCCUUGCUGCUCAUGCCACAUCAGCACGGCUGCCCAACCAGCUGCUGCCAGCUGUCAGUCGCUGUGUGCUGGGGCUACUGCACUCCAAGUUUGCGAUGAUGUGGCAGCCUGCCAUUGGCUGCCUUGCAGCGCUGCUCUCCGCCCACCCCUCUUCCACCUGGCUCGUGGUGUGGCGGGAGCUGCGCCACCUGCAAGGAAGCUUCCUGCUGGCGGCAGCUGGUGCACCUGCAGAGUCAGGCGGUGGGGCGCAAGGCGAAGGGCAAGGGGAGGAAGGAGAGGAUGGCGGAGGGGAGGAGGGGGGAGAGCACGAGGAUGGGGAGGAUGGCAGCGGCAGUGGUGCAGGUGAUUAUUGGGCCCUCUCCCUCUCCUGCGCGACCCUGCUCAUAGCCCUCUCCCUCUCUCUGCUGCAUUCCGCCUUGUCUCGCUCUAACUCGGCUCUCCCCCCUGCCUCCUCCUGUACGUCUCACUGCACUACUAGUGCUCCCCUGCACCUCUGCCUGCACCGUUUCUUCCCCUUCCCUCCCCUGCCGCCCCCCACGCCCUUCCCCCUCCUCUCACCGCCAGGCAUAACGGAUCUCUUCCUGCGCACCGCCAUGGCAGUGCCAUCAGGAGCUCCUCCGUCAGCAGUGCUGUCGUCGCUGCUGCGCGCCCUCAGGCAGGCGCCAGCAGUGGCCGCCACGCGCCUCUCCCCCGCACCCCCACCGCCUCCAUCUGUGGGCACUGCUCUCACGCCGCGUGCUGGCACCUGUGCUGCCAACCUGGCGAGCGGGCAGCAGAGGCGUGGCACGGCGGGGCAGCAGCUGGCGGCCCUCUUCCUGGCAUUCGUGGGCGACUCUGAUGACUGCCUGUACGCCUCGCUCUUUCUUCCCUGCCUUGCUCCAUUCGCCACCCCUUGCACCACUCCUUGUUUGCAGCAAAGUAUGCCGACAGCGCAUACAGGGCACGUGGAGAUGAUACAAGGGGGCGCGGAAAGGGCAGGCAGGGAGGAGGGCGAGGAGGCGGAGGAGGGGGUGGUGGUGAACAGAGCAAUGGUGAGGGGCAAGCAGUGGCACGUGGUGCUCUCUGAUUGGCUGGAGCUGCUGAAGCGAGUAGAGCUGACAGCGUGUGGCCCCAAGGGAGAGCCACUCAAGCAUGUCAUCAUCGACAGGUUUCUGGUGCACCCAGAUCCGGCGGUGCAGCAGCUAGCGUUGGACUGUCUGGUGGCGUGGCGCCAUGGCUGUCUGCCCAAGUACGCCGCCCGCCUCGCCGCCCUCGCCUCCUACCGCUCGCUCAAAGAGACCCUCACCACGUGGGAUAUCAGCCCCGUGGAUGGGGAUGGGGAGGAGGGCGAGGAGGAGGAGGAGGGGAGGGUGGCGGAGGCGGACAGGGCGAGUGUGAUCCCGGUGAUCAUUCGCCUGCUGCUGCCCAAGCUCAAGAAGAGGAGCGGGCAGCUCGCAGGGAAGGUGAGGCGAGUGAUUCUGCGCAGUGCGCAAGUAGCGGUCAUGUCUGCACACGCUUCUCUCCUGCUUGGCAUUCUUGCUGCUUCCACUGUCCGUUCUGCACCCUUCUUCACUCGCCGAAUCCCCCUAUCCCCUCAUUCUGCCCUCUCCCAGGCGGCAGCAGGAGUGCAGCGAGGCACAGUGCUGACAUUCCUGGCGCGCCUGCCCCCCUCGGAGCUGCUUCCCCUCUUCCACCUCAUGCUGCUGCCCUUCCGCCCCGCCCACCAACCGGGCGCGGUAGUGCAAGGAGAGGCAGGCGAGGAGGCGUGGCAGCAGGCGCUGAGGCAAGGAGCCACGGAGGACUUCCUGCUGCUGCUGGGGGAAGGGGGGGAUGAGGGGGAGGGGGAAGCGGCGGGGGAGGAGGGGAAGGAAGGGGCAGUAGGAGCGGGAGCGGGAGCGGGAGUGGGAGCAGGAGUGGGGGUGGGGAUGGUGGGGCGCAAGCGAGUGAGUGGGUUUCUGCACCUGGCUGUGGACGUGGUGCGCGUGAUGAGCCGCCACCAGCUGCAGCCCUACGUGCUCGCCCUGCUGGCCGUCGCCGUGCGCACUGUGCAGUGCUACCCGCCCCUGCCUCCCAGUGCUGCUGGCGGUGAGGGGCGUGUGGAGGAGAGGCUGGAUGAGAAAAUGGGUGAGGCAGUGGAAGAGAAGGAGAUAAUAGAAGAGGAAGGGGAGGGAAAGGAGGAAGUAGAGGUUGAGGAGGAGGAGGAGGCAGAGGAGGCAGAGGAGCUUGAAGGGGAGGAAGGGCAGAAAGACGAGGUUAUGAAAGGCAAAGAAGAGGGUGCCGAUGCUGCUGCUGAGGGGCCUGGCGAUGCUGAUGAGGAUGGGCACAAGGAGGCGGGGGUUGAUGCACCUGAGGAAGACAACGAAGACGACGAUGAUGAUACGGAGGCCAAUACCAACGCCAGCCAGUCCAUCUCCCCUCACGUGCCCAGCUGGACUCGGGAGCUGCGCUCACUCGCCCUGCGACUGCUGGCAGCCAUCCUCGCCAAGUUCCCCGACAUCGCCACGCGCCCCUCCCUGCCCGCCCCCCUGCGCCCCUGGCCGCUGCUGCUCGCCGCCCUCUCCCCCGCCCUCACCCACCUCGCGGUUGACAACGCCGCCUCCUCCGAGCCUUCCGCGCUGCUCGCGCUGUUGCUCGCCCUCUCACGCUCGCCUCGCCUGGCGCUCCUGCUCGCCUCCCACCCGCACGCACUUCCCGCGCUCUCUGCGCUGCUCUCCUCGCCCUCUGCGCGCCUGCCUGUGGUGGGUGCAGCCAUGGGGGUGCUCUCUCACGUGGUGGCGUGGGGCGUGGUGGAGAGGGAGGAGGGUGAGGAGGGGGAGGAGGGCGAGGUGGUGCUGCAAUGGGAGCAGGCGGGGGGGCAGAUGGGAGGGGAGGUGGAGGGGGUGCGAGUGGCGAUAGGCAAGGCCGUGGAGGGGCAUCUGGCGGCCAUCCUGCCACACAUGCAGCAGUUCAUUGCAAGGCAGGGUGCACUCUAUAGCAGCAAGGGGACGGGGAGGGCGCUGAAGGCAUCAGCGCUGGCGGUGGUGGGGCGCAUGGCAGGCAUGGUGACACACGCGCACCUGGCAGGCCAGCUCGCAGCCGCGCUCACGCCCUUCCUCAGGCAGGCAGCGGGCGGCAGGCGGCGAGUGGACGAGAGCACCACAGCGGCCGUGCUGGCAGUGCUGCAGAGCCUGGCGCCGCUGCUGUCCCGCACUGCAGCUGCCACGUGUGUGCGGCUCUUCGCCCCGCUAGUCACCCACCUGCAGUCAAGGCCCGCUCGCCUGGCCCUCGUGCACACGCUCUCUGCGCUCGCUGCCGCCCACCCCUCACACUCCAUGCGCCUCCUGGCGUCACUAGUGGCGGACCUAUGCGCAUACGACCCGGCGCGCAUAGACGAGUACGACUACACGCGCCGCCUGCACGCCUACACCUCCAUGCACUGCCACCUGCCCGACCCUCCCGCCACCUCCACCCCUCCUCCAAAAGACGGUUCUGAUAGCGCAGCCACCGCUCUGCAGCGCUCGGCAGAGCAGGUGCAGCAGCAGGUGGUGGUGGCGGUGGGGCGGGAGGGGUGCCUGCUGCUGCUGAGCUGUGCGGUGCGGGACAUGGCGGACGAGGACAUGUCGCUGCGCCACUCCGCUGCCCACUUCCUGCAGUCCUUCGUGCGCCUCGCUGCUGCCCUCGCUGCUCUCCCUCCCGCCCCUGGUGCCACUGCUGGUGCGAGGAAGGGCAGGGAGGGGGAGGAGGGGGGCGCAGUGAGUGGGAGGGAGGCGAGGGAGCUGGUGAACGCAGUGCUGCUGCGCCACAUCAAGAAGGGCCUCCACUCGCCCAUCGUCGUCGUGCGCAGGGAGUGGGUGCUGUUGCUGCGUGACGUGGCGCUGCACAUGGGUGCCACGUCACCAGUGGCGGAGCUGAGGUGUCUGGUGAGGGAGGAUGACGUGGAGGCGGAUUUCUUCCACAAUCUCGUGCAUCUGCAGACUCACCGCCGCGUGCGAGCGCUCACCAAGUUCGCCGCCCUCUGCCCCACCGCCCACUUCUCUCCGGAGGUGUUGCUGGAGGCGGUGGUGCCAGCGCUGCUACGGCAGCUGGUGGAGGGGCGGCCGGACAGUGAGAGCGGCGUGAUGGACGCCACCAUGGCCGCCCUCUCCGCCCUGGCCGCCCGCCUGCCCUGGCCCGCCUUCCACUCCCUGCUCUCCCGCCUGCUGGCUCUGCUGCCACGGCGCAAGGAGAAGGGCGAGCAGUGGUGGGAGGAGAGCAAGGGCAGGGGCGGGGGGAGGGGUGGCGAGGAGGUGAGUGCGGCGGGGCAGCGGGCGAUUCUGAGGGCCAUCUGUGGCGUGCUGGAGCAGGUGAAGCACGUGGUGGGGGUGGGGGGAGGGGAGGAGAAGGGUGACAAGGAGGAAGAGAAGGGUGAGAAGGAGGGUGUGGAUGGGAAGGAGGGUGGAGAAGCGGGUGGGAAGGAUGGGGACGAGGGGAAGGAGAUUACUGAUAAGGAGAGCAAGGGAGGAAAGGAGGAGAUCAGGCAAGUGGCAGCAGCGGAGGCAGGGAAGGAGGAGGGGGGAACGGCAGUGUCGCUGCGCAUACAGCAGGUGUUGCUGAAGGACAUCAUCCCUCAGCUGUCCAAGCACCUCGUGGCAGGCGAGGCGGGCCGCGAGGAGGUGAACUCGCAUGUGGCGCUCGCCGUGACGCGCACGCUGCUGCUGCUGCCGCCCGAUGCCAUCCGCUCGCACCUCCCCGUGCUCCUGCAGACCGUCGUCAACCCCCUCAAGUCGCGCUCGCAAGGGACGAGAGACGCCGCCCGGGCGGCGCUGUGCCAGGUGGCGGGGGCGCUGGGUCCGGCCUACCUGGGGUACGUGAUCGGCGUGCUGCGCAGCGCGCUCACACGCGGGUUCGAGCGCCACGUGCUCGGCUUCACGCUGCACGCACUGCUGCUGCACGCCGCCACCACCCACGGACGCACCAUGCCCCCAGGUGCCCUGGACUACUGCCUGGGCGAGUGCCUAGCAGUGGCGGUGGAGGGGCUGCUGGGGCAGGUGGCGGAGGAGAGGGAGGUGGACGCGGUGGCAGCGGGCGUGCGGGAGAAGCGCCAGAGCCGGUCGCUGGAGACGGUGCGCAUCGCUGCCUCGCUGGUGAACGUGCGGCGCAGCACGGCCCUGCUGCUCGCCCCCAUCCGUGCCGCCCUGCCUGCAUCGCUGGAUCCGAGGGUGAAGCGGCACGUGCAGGAGAUGGUCAGACAUAUGGCCAUUGGGCUGCUGGCCAAUCAGCACGCGACAGCUGGCGACCUGCUGGUGCUGGUGCACGCGGUGCUGUGGGAGGGCGUGCGCGUGGAGCAGGCACAUGCGGCCGCAGUGGGUGAGCGGAAGCGACUGCGUGUGGAGGCUCGGGAGGGGAAGGGUGGGGGGGAAGGGAAGGGGGAGGAAGGAGGGAUGGAGGAGGAACUGGGUGAGGAGUGUGGGAUGGAAGGGGAGGAAGCGGAGGGCAAGGUAGGAGGGCGGAGGAGACGGAAGAAGCAGAAGGGGUUGGGGUUUGAGGGGAUGCCGAACGGGCAUGUGGUGGCGCUGCUGGGCCUGCAGCUGCUGCUCUCCCUCGCCUCGCACGACCGCCUGCCCGCAUCUGACCCCGCCCUCACACCGCGCCUCAAUGCCCUGGUGCACCCGCUCUCCCUCGCCCUCUCCUCGCCCCACGACGCCGUGCUAGCAGCCUCUUUCCGCGCCCUCGCCUUCCUCCUCCACCGCCGCCUCCCCUCCGUCGCCACCGUUGCCCCCCGCGUCGCCACGUCAGCGUUCAAGGUGGUGCAGCAGGCGGGGCGGGCGGCGGCCGUGGCGGGCGGCAUGGUGCACUCGUGUCUGAAGCUGCUAGCCGUGCUGCUAGACAGAUGCCCCGAGGUGAAGGUGGGCGAGGAGCAGGUGCGAGCGCUGCUGGGCAGUGCAGUCUUCACAGACCUCGAGCUGCCCUCCACUCGCACCACCGCCUUUGCCGUUCUGCGCGCGCUGCUGCGGCGGCGAGUGGUGGUACCUGAAGUGUAUGACGCCAUGGGGCGCGUGCAGCUGCUGCUGCUGCGCUCCCACACGCCCUCCGUGCGCCAGCUCAGCGCAGCGCUGCUUCUCGCCUUCCUGCUUGACUACCCGCUGGGUCCCGCACGCCUGGAAGCACAUCUGAGCUUCCUGAUAGUGAAUUUGAAGUACGAGCACCAGAGCGGGCGAGAGGCCGUGCUGGGCAUGCUGCGAGCCAUCAUCGAGGGAUUCCCCUCCGUGCUCGUGGAGGCCCACGCCGAUACCUUCUUCCUGCCGCUCGUCACUCGCCUAGUCAGCGAUGAGUCAGCAAGGGUGCGGCAGCUGGUAGCAGCGGUGCUCAAAGCGCUGUUUGUGCGAGUCAAGCCGCCCACGUGCGCGCGCCUGCUGCGCUUCGCGUCUGCAUGGUUGGUGGAUCCGUCCCCCCAGCUGCAGCAGGCAGCAGCGCUGGUGUUAGGGGUGGCGGUGGAGGCGGUGGGGGUGGGCGGCGAGCAGGGGGGCAUGGUGGCGGCAUGGAUGGGUGCUGCUGCGCGGAUUGUGCAGCGGGCGCAGGGAGGGGAGGAGGGUGAGGGAGGGGGAGUGGAGGGGUGGAAGGGUGUGUACGCGUGUGUGGUGCUGGCUGAGAAGGUGCUGCAGCGGGAGGGUGGGCAGGCGCACAGCAGCAGCAUGCGUGCGCUGUGGCGGCAACUGCCGGCGCUGCUGCUGCAUCGCCACCUCUGGGUGCGCGCUGCUGCCUGCCGCCUCCUGGGGGCCUACCUCUCCCAUGCCACCACUGCCGCUGCUGCAGCCGCUGGUGGUGGUGGGAGCAAGGGCGUGUGUGGGGCGGAGGAGGAGGGUCUGAAGGCUGUGGUGAGGGAGCUGGUGGAAAAGGGCGAGCAGGAUGAGGGGGAGGACGAGGAGCAAGAGGAGGGUGAGGGGAGGGGGGCAGGGGUGGCGGUGUGGCAGGUGCUGCUGCAGCCAUCGUACUUGGUGGUGGUGGCAGGGGCGCUGUGCCGUGUGCUGGAGAGCAACGCCAGUGACGAGCGGCUGGCACAGCACACUGUCAAAAACCUUGUCGCCCUCGCUCCCCUCCUGCCCCUCCUGCCUUGCCGUGCCAUUAAUGGCACUGCUGGUGGUGGGAUGAGGAAGGGAAGGGAGGGGGGAUCGGGGUUGGUGGUGGAGCUGGAUGGGUGUGCCAUAGGCAGGGAGGGCAGGGGGCGGCUGAAACUGGGGUGGCAACUGCUGCGGGUGAGGAGGAGAGAGGGAGAGAAGACUGGGGAUGGCAGUGGUGGCGAGGAGGAGGACGAGGAGGAGGAGGAAGAGGAGGAGGUGUUGGGAGAAGCAGAGGGAGGGGUGGAAGGGGGGGUUGAGGAGGAGGAGAAAGCAGAGGAAGUAGAGGAAGAAGAGAAGGGCGAUGAGGAAUCAUACCUUGUAGACUUUGGGGAGGGUAGUGGUGUGGGCGAUGCUGGUGCUGCUGCUGAUGCUGCUGUUGCUAAUGCCGAUCCUGGUGCUGAUGCUGAUGCGGAUGCUGAUAUGGAAGCGACAGGUGCAGGGAGUGGGGCCGUCAUGUUGGGUGAACCAGUAGGGGAGGGCAGUGAGGGCGAUGCAGAGGGCAGUGGGGAGGCAGGGGAUGGGGAGGAGGCAGAGGAGAGGCAGCAGAGCGAUGGGGAGGAGGGCGGUGCAGGGGAGCAGGAGGAUGGGGAGGGGCAACUGGAUGGGGGCUAUGUGGCGUUAAGGGAGGGGGCAGGGGAGGAGGCGACACGGCACAUAGCGCUGGGGGCGGUGAUGAAGGCGGUGGCACGUGUGGCGUACAGAGUGAAGCCCAUUCAGGUGUGGCCCUUCGUGUGCUGUGCUACUCACACGCUCCACAUACCAUCUCUCUGUGCUUCAAUGAUUUCUGCUUCCACCCUCCCCUCACUCCCCCCUCAUCCCUCUCCCUUCCCCCUUUCACUCCCUCUCCCCACACAUCCCCCCCCUACCCUUGCCCCCAUGCAUGGCGCCCACCAGACGGCAGCAGCGCUGCGGUGUGUGGCAGCGCUGGCGACAGCACUGGGAGGGGAGGGGGUGCGGCCAUACCUGCCGGACGUCAUGCUGCCACUCUUCCGCCUCUCACAGGGCUCUGCAGGCGCUGUUGUCCCACGUGAGCCCCUCUCCACACCCCUGCACCCGUCUGUACCUUUUGCAAUCCCCUUGGUGCUCGUUUCGUGUCAAGGUGCCGUUUUCUCUCCCCAUAGCAAUGCGUGUGCUGUGAGAAGCACAGGUUGGCUUGGCAGUCCCGGCACUGGUCCUCCUCCAACUCACCCUCCCCCCCCCCCUCAUCUCCCUCCCGUCUCUCUCUGCCCCCUCGCCUCGCCCCGUGCACAUCAAGCAGCGGAGGUGCAGGGGGUGGUGGGCGAGGUGGUGGAGCACGUGCGCCACGAGGUGGGCCCCGCCGCCUUCAUUGCCGCCUUCUCCGCCGCGCGCGACACCGCCAGGAGGCGCGCGGCAGCCAGGCGGGAGGCGGCGCGCGUGAGCGUGCUGGUGGACCCCGAGAGGCACGCUCGGCGCCGGGCGAGCCUGGCGCGCAAGCGAGGCGAGUACAAGAAGAGGAAGAACCAGCAGCACCGCCGCAGCAAGAUGCGGUGA
Closterium sp. NIES-65 is the source of this 12012-nucleotide messenger RNA. The record is from the annotation of a GenBank genome assembly. NCBI's taxonomy places the organism in Eukaryota, Viridiplantae, Streptophyta, Zygnematophyceae, Desmidiales, Closteriaceae.